UGUAUUAGCAUGACAUUUUUAUUAUUGACAUUAUCAAAAUAAAAGGCUGAACGUAUUUGUGUCUUAUGUACCUAUGCUAUAUUCAGUAGCCGUUUGAAUAUAGAGCAUAUAGAAUAUAGAAUAUAUAUAAAGUCCACUAUAUUAUAGCAUUAAAUGAUAAGUUAUUAUUAUUAUGAAACAACUCCCCAAUGUUCCUUAAUGCUUAUACUGCAUGAUUUUCCAUUAAUAUGGCACACCCACUCUCUCAUAUCUAGUUGCUGGAAUUUUCCUUUAGCUGCACUGACAAUAACGUGUAGUGAUCUGUGUAUCUACUCAUUAACAAACUAAUGAGCCUGCACCUGGUGGAUUGUAGCUGCCGUGCAGAACGCUUGUGAUUGGAUAACGAGGUGCAGCCUGCGCUUUAAAAAGAUUGCACAAUGGCGCUGCGUGAAGGCAGUUAAAACAAAAGCGUUUGCUAUUGUUACGACGGUACGUUUUUCCUUCUCUGGUACUCUUAACUUUAGCAGUUUACGCGUCACGUGAAGAAGCAGCAUUCCACAGAACGUGCGGACGGUUUGUCUUAAACCAUCUGCGCGCUGCUGACCCGCCGAGUGGGGCAGCCGUUUAGCGUGCUAAACAGUAGCCUGUUUGAGCCGCACGCUUUGCACAUUCAAACUAAUUCUGACCGCACGUAUUGCUUCAGUCAGUGUGUAAAAUAAAUCUUUUCGGGUGUAGCAGCAGACCGGUGGAGUUCAGUUCUAACUGAACUGAAAAUUACACGUCCAGUUGCGUAAUUGAACUCUUCAACCAUUACGCAGUGAAUUAUCCACAAAGCCAUCUUUAAACCGAUCAUGGCCAAAGUAAUGCAGAUGUACCAGCCAAGCACAGUGGUCCUUCAGUGUGGAGCCGGUUCAACGUCACUACUAAAGUGUGGCUGAGGAUUUGCUGCUGGGUGACCUGCCUCCCUCUGCCUGGUUCCUCACAGCCCUGAGGAGGCUGGAGCAGUGGUACGGACAUCUCCGACUCAGACCAGCCCAGAAGUUCUCCUUUAAACACGGUCUCAUGACAACAGGCCGUCUCAGUUACCGAGAACCAGAGGGCUAGGACAGAAUCUGAGAGUCGGGGACAGUUGAGGACAGCGGAGGACAUUAAAGGACACUUCUGCCCCUGCAGAGGCUGAAUGGUCAGUGUCAGCCGGAGGACAGUCGAGGAACCAGCACCUGUCUGCAGGAUCUCAUCUUUCAGACCACCUGUUUCACCUGAGGACAUUCUCCCUCCUGCUUCUCUGAGGAAAUGUAUCACCUCUCUGUGGUUUCACUUUUCCUCUGCCUGUUGUUGUCGUUGGAGAGCAGCAGCAGCAGCAGCAGCAGCAGCAGCAGCAGCAGCAGCAGCCUCCAGGACAACAUGGGAAGGCUCCACAGCAGUUUCUCCCUCAGCCUCUACCAAACGCUCACAGAGUCAGAGAACGUCUCCAACCUGAUAGUGUCUCCACUCAGCGUCUCCUUGUCUCUGGGGCUGCUGCAGUUUGGUGCCAGAGGGAACACACUGGCUCAGCUGGAACAGACUCUGGGAUAUAAUGUGAACGAAGCCCAGGUCCAGGACUUCCUGUCUCACUCCCAGGGUGAUAUUAGUAACAGCAGCCAGAACCUGUUUCUGCAGCAGACCUGCACUUUAUUGGUCCAGAGUGGAGUCCGGCUCCUCAGUGAAUUCACACACCACGCUGCAGCCUGGGCCAACACCAGCGUGGUCCAAGCCAACUUCAGCCAAACUGUCCACAUGCAGAGACACAGAGACGCACACUCAGGCCACAGCCAAGAUGAGGCCUUGACCGUCCAGUCAGGCAGCAGCAGUGGAGAGCUGUCAGGGUCAGGGGAGACUCAGGCAGAAGCUCUGUGGUGGAGCCAGAGGCAGCAGGUGGCGCUGGUCAACACUGUGGUCUUCAGAGGAGUGUGGCAGAAACACUUCUUGUUCUCCAACACUCAGAACCUGCCCUUCACCCUCCCCGAUGGAAGCAUCAUCAAAGUCCCCAUGAUGUACCAGGCUACAGAAGUGAGGUUUGGUCAGUUUAGAACAUUGUCCGACCAGCGUUACACAGUGUUGGAGCUGCCGUACCUGGGCCACUCCCUGAGUCUGCAGGUGGUUCUUCCCAGUGACAGGAAGACGUCACUGUCCUCUAUCGAGUCCCAGCUCAACACCCGACAGCUGGCAUUAUGGGACAGCGGCCUACGCAGGAUUAAAAUGGACGUCUUCCUGCCAAGGUUCAGGAUGCAGAACAAGUUUAACCUGAGGUCAGUGCUUCCUGCCAUGGGCCUCAGUGAUGCUUUUAAUCCAGCAGCUGCCGACUUCAGCGGAAUAUCAGCAGUGGAAGGUCUUUAUGUGACUGACGCCUUCCAUGAGGUGAGAAUAGAAGUGACUGAAGAUGGGACGAAGGCAGCUGCUGCCACAGCUAUGGUUCUACUGAAACGUUCCAGAGCUCCUGUUUUUAAGGCAGAUCGGCCUUUUUUAUUCCUGCUUCGACACAUCAACACAGGAUGCAUCCUAUUUAUGGGUCGAGUGUUGAAUCCUGCUGAUCAAUUACUGUAAACCUCAAACCCUUUACUUCUACUCUUUGUAUUUAUUUGUGGACCAACAGGAGGAUCCAGUCACAGAAAAAACAGGGACAUUACUUUUGUACAUAUUUGUAAAUAACGUUUUUAAUACACAUUUUUACACCUUGUUAUUUGGUCUUUUUUGCCUAAUACGCCAUCAUUUAGCUAAACUAAUUACCGAAAAAAAUGUCGACUAAAAUGACGCAGAGUCACGUGUUUACAGAACACUUUAUUUACAUGGCCCUUCACAGUGUAAAAUAGAAACUUUAUUAAUGGAAAUACUUACAAAAAGGCCAUUUUGACGCUCAACAUUCUCUUUAAAUAGUACUCUAGGCUUAUUUACAUCUUUACAGUGUAUUCAAAAUACUCUUUUGGUAGCGGCCUCUUCACAAACAAACAGACAAGUAAAUAUGGCAGAUUUUGGUCCCUGUCUG
Molecule: messenger RNA, 3001 nt
Organism: Cynoglossus semilaevis (tongue sole)
Lineage: Eukaryota; Metazoa; Chordata; Actinopteri; Pleuronectiformes; Cynoglossidae
Gene: serpine3
Product: serpin peptidase inhibitor, clade E (nexin, plasminogen activator inhibitor type 1), member 3
Exons: 11
Coding region: 1273-2562 (429 amino acids)
Biological process (GO): negative regulation of endopeptidase activity
Molecular function (GO): serine-type endopeptidase inhibitor activity
Source: RefSeq, a predicted model, not a curated record